UGUGUCCAAAAUUUGCAGCAUCAACUAUGAUGCAUCCUCAGUCUUACAUUUUGUAGCCUUCACGGUCAAAAUGUAGUUUUAAUUGUCUGUCUUACCAAGAGUCAAAAACCCAAAUAUGUUCACUGUCAUAGAAAACUGGGAAACUAGCAAAUAUCCACAUUUGACAGGUUGAUACCAGGAAAUUUUAGCUAAUUAAAUAAAUAAUCAAUUAUCAGAAUUAUGGAACUUGAGAGAGAAACAGAGAGAGAGAGUAGUCCUGUUUUUGGAGUCAAUCCUCCCAUUAAUGACUGCCUCCUCCAUGGGCGCCUGGCGGGCCCCACCCUCCGUCUGGCCCCGCCCCUCCCUGUCUACAGGAGGAGUGAUGAAAAGGUGCGUCUCUCGCUCAGCUUUAAGACGGCUCAAGUCAAACUUCGCCUCCGAAACGAUCUAAACUGGUUCUGUGUGGAGAGCGGGGAACUUUCUUCAGAUAACAAAACAAUAAAGGAAUAACUAUAUUUCUCUUCAUGGAAAUAUUUUGAAAUUUUCUGGAUAAGCUCUAGAGAGACAGGUUGUCUGAGCCUCCAGAGUCUUCUUUGUGACAAUGAGUUGGGGGGCGCUCUAUGCCCAGCUGGGCGGUGUCAACAAGCACUCCACCAGUCUGGGAAAGAUUUGGCUUUCUGUCCUUUUCAUCUUCCGCAUCACUAUACUGGUUCUGGCUGCUGAGAGCGUCUGGGGGGAUGAACAGUCAGACUUCACAUGCAACACACAGCAGCCUGGUUGCAAGAACGUCUGCUACGAUCACUUCUUUCCCGUGUCACACAUCCGCUUGUGGUGCCUGCAGCUGAUAUUUGUAUCCACACCAGCUCUGCUUGUAGCCAUGCAUGUCGCCUACAGAAAACGCGGUGAUAAGAGGACCAUGCUGGCCUCGAACGGCACAGAAAAGAUGACGGAUACUGACCUGGAGACACUGAAGAAGAGGCGUCUGCCAAUCACAGGCCCACUGUGGUGGACCUACACCUGCAGUUUGUUCUUCCGGCUCAUCUUUGAGGGUGGGUUCAUGUAUGCGCUGUACUUUGUCUAUGACGGGUUCCAGAUGCCCCGGCUGGUGAAGUGCGAGCAGUGGCCCUGCCCCAACAAGGUGGACUGUUUCAUCUCCAGGCCAACAGAGAAGACAGUCUUCACAAUCUUCAUGGUGUCCUCAUCAGCCAUCUGCAUGGUGCUGAAUGUGGCUGAGUUGGGUUACCUCAUCGUCAAGGCACUGUUGAGGUGCACAGCCAGGUCAAACCAAAGGAAACACCCUUACACCCACACAGACAGUGUGACACGGGAUAACGCCCUUCUGCAGAAUAAGAAGAAUGAGAUGCUGCUGUCUUCCUCCACAGAUUCAUCCAGCAACAAGACCAUGUGUUGAAGAGCAGCCAUCAUCAAAUUAUCAACUGUAAAUCCAACUACCCAUAGUGGUCAUAGAUUGUGCCUACAGUUGGAUAAUUAGGCUUUUAAUGUGAGCAUCUACCAGAAAUGUCUCAUGGGAAGGUGGAGUAGCUUUUAAGCAGAUUUUAGACUCUAGGAACUUAAAAUUACCACAAUAGAAAUUAGUAAACAGACAGACAGUGUCAUGUGUUGUUGGAGUGGCUACUACCUUCUACAUUCAUUUGAAGGGAAGUCACUGUAUUAAUAUGCAUAUUUGCUCUGUAUUUCUACAUGUGGUUUAAAAUUUGCCGUCAGACAGUCACACAUUCUUCCCUAAUGCAAAGUUAUAGACCAGACAACUAUUAAUACAGUGGAUGGUUGAUAAUGUUGGAUGUUGGAGGUUUUAAGUUAUUGUUCACAAUCUGAUGUUUUCUUGAAGGAGUGACUGAUCAGGUUUUAACCCAGAGGAAGAAUGAGUCUACACUGCCAUCUGGUGGUGGGAGUGGAAAAUCCUACAAGCACAAACGACCUUCUUCAAAGCCUGAAUGAGUUACCAAGUGUUAAAGAAGAGGAGAGAGAGCAAAUGAAGUGAUGAAAAAGUGAAGGAGGAAAAAAAAAAGGUCUAAGUGCCUUUGCGAUUAUAUUAAGUGUGUAGUUUACGAGAGCUGACAUUUGAUUUAAAAUGUUAAAUUCACAUUUUACAGUAAUUGAUGAAAGCAGAUGAGUUUUUAAUGAUCCUGCUGUGUUAAAUCAAGUGACUAUUUGAAAAUUUGUAGUUAAAUGACUUGCUAUAAAUAAUAAUUGAGAUUUUUUCAUUUUUGUGUGUUCAUAAUUACUGAGGUGUUUCGCACAAGAUAAGACAAUGCUGAUAAAGAAUUUAUAUUACAUUGUAAAAUUUUAGUGGUUUAAUAGUUCUGAUGCUCUUUGCUGUUCAAUCAAAUCAGAAUGUCUUCCAUCUUUUACUUGAACUGAAAGUGUUUGAAAGUGACGUGUUUUCUUUUAUGUGAGUAAGAGAGAAAUGGCUUAAACAUGCUAAGAAUGUCUUUAGACUGUACAACAUGUUUUUAUCAAUCAGUCAUAAGCCUCCCUGACAAAUUAUACUGCAUUAAUGUGAAAUAUUUUCUUUGAACUGAAAUUGCAGAGUUGAUCUGGAUAUCAAAGCUUUAAAAAAAGAAACAAAAUGAAAUGACAGAGAAAUAUUAAUUCAGAAAUACUGAGUGGUGUUAAAUCAUACAGAACAUUAUUAUUCAUUCCAGUCAAGAUUCUUGAGUUUUGCCAAGUGAUUCACAGAUGUGAAAGAAUUAACAUUUGAUUCAAUAUUUUUGCAUUUCAUCCUGCUUUUAUACACUGAUUAGAAGUUGUCCUGCUUAGUCCAGAACUGCUCCUGUGUUAUUUUGGACUUGUGUUAUUGUCGCGGUGUGUGCUGACCCCAGCUGACUGUAUCAACUUUCAGGAUGUGCCUUAUUUUAGCCACAAUACUAAUCACUGCUCACCUUCUUAAUGUGAGGAACCAGGGCUGAAAGUGAAAAUGUUUUUGUCCUCUCUCUAUCUCCAGGAAUACCUGGGUUGGGCUGAGUCUGGUUAAUCACCUUAUGUGAACAGAGAAUAGCAUUUUGACUGGAAAGGGGUACAUGAAGCAGUCAGGACAGUUGAUUAGAUGUGUCAAUCCCGAAAUUAUGAGGAGAAAACUAGACAAACCCUUUAUUGAUCUGUGGAGUUUUUGAGUGGGUGGAAAAAGUAUUGACCAAAGAUCAAAAAAAAAAAAAAAAAAAGCCAAGUCAUGCAUCAUCACAGCAACACCCUGGAGGCCUCUGUAUGCAGUUUUUGGAGAAAAAAAUUUUUUUAAAAUAUAUUUUGUGUGUCAGUUCUGCAUUGAUGUUUGACCUCUUGUUUUCUGUAAAAGCCUAAUGACAUUUUGGCCAUGUGUGACGGACAUUGUGACAAGAGGACGAGCUUGAUCAUUCCAGUCCCAAGAUGUUUUUUUGUUGUGAACAUUUUUCUUUUUGGUUUUAGUAGUCUGCUUUUAACAGCACACUGCCUUUUUCAGCAAGAAGAAAUUAAAUAUUUGUGAUUGUGUUUUGUAACUAAGAUGUUUAUUAUUACACUCGCACUUUGAUUCUUGAAGUCUUCUUGCUCUUUAAGACUUUUUUUUUUUUUAAAUAAAUUAGUAAAAUC
Molecule: messenger RNA, 3564 nt
Organism: Lates calcarifer (barramundi perch)
Lineage: Eukaryota; Metazoa; Chordata; Actinopteri; Centropomidae
Gene: gjb8
Product: gap junction protein beta 8
Exons: 2
Coding region: 581-1390 (269 amino acids)
Biological process (GO): cell communication
Cellular component (GO): connexin complex
Source: RefSeq, a predicted model, not a curated record